Molecule: messenger RNA, 7631 nt
Organism: Oryzias latipes (Japanese medaka)
Lineage: Eukaryota; Metazoa; Chordata; Actinopteri; Beloniformes; Adrianichthyidae
Gene: cacna1da
Product: calcium channel, voltage-dependent, L type, alpha 1D subunit, a
Biological process (GO): calcium ion import across plasma membrane
Cellular component (GO): voltage-gated calcium channel complex; membrane
Molecular function (GO): high voltage-gated calcium channel activity
Source: RefSeq, a predicted model, not a curated record
GGAGCUGAUGCCUUUUCAAGCCGCCGUUAGCGACCCCGGACCCGCGUUAGUGGCUCGCCGAAGCUCUGGACUCGUGAUCGGAGAGGGGACCGCGGCUGAUCUGUGAAGUCUUCAGACAAGAGGCAAACUAUGCCAGCUGCAUCAGAGUCCCUCACCCUGGUGACGUGCCAGCUCGUCGGUCAGACCACUCUGCCCUCCUCUAACCUCCUAGUCUACCCUGGCAGAUCCAUGCUGCUGGAUGCUUCUCAAAGAGCUACGCCCACACCAUGAGCUCAAACGGGCCUGCCCCAGACCCAGCCCCUGCAGCCCAAGAAGCCCCUCCAUCCUCAACCCCUGCCCCAGCUCCAGCCCCAGCACCCAAGGCACCACCAGCUCCUCCGGUUCCCCAUGCCCCAGCAACCUCUACCAUCCCAGUAGGUGCGUUAGCACAAAAGAAGCGGCAGCAGUAUGCCAAGAGCAAGAAACAGGGAAGCAAUGCAAACAGCCGACCACAGAGGGCUCUGUUCUGCCUCAACCUCAACAACCCCAUACGCAGGGCCUGCAUCAGCCUCGUCGAGUGGAAGCCAUUUGAUAUCUUUAUAUUAAUAGCUAUUUUUGCCAACUGUAUGGCCUUAGCUGUGUAUAUCCCUUUUCCUGAAGAUGAUUCCAACUCUAUAAACCACGACCUGGAAACAGUUGAAUAUGCCUUCCUAAUCAUUUUCACUAUUGAGACCUUUCUGAAGAUUAUUGCUUAUGGCCUAGUGAUGCACCAGAAUGCAUAUGUGAGAAACGGCUGGAACAUGCUGGACUUUGUUAUUGUGGUGAUAGGACUCUUCAGCGUUGUCUUGGAGCUUUUGACCAAAGAGGAACCGAAAGUAGAAGGCGAUGGAGCUAAUAACCAUCCGUCGAUGCAUGGUCACGGGGGUAAGCCAGGUGGAUUUGAUGUUAAAGCCCUUCGAGCCUUCCGUGUGCUGCGACCCCUGCGGCUGGUCUCAGGAGUACCCAGUUUACAGGUGGUGUUGAACUCCAUCAUUAAAGCCAUGGUCCCUCUGCUGCACAUUGCCCUUCUGGUCUUGUUUGUCAUCAUCAUCUAUGCUAUUAUUGGCCUCGAGCUUUUCAUUGGAAAAAUGCAUGCAACCUGCUAUAUGCCUGGCUCAGAUUUGAUAGCAGAGGAGGAACCAGCUCCAUGUGCGAUCUCAGGACAUGGGCGCCAAUGCCCCAUCAACGGCACAGAGUGCAGGGAAGGCUGGCACGGUCCCAACAACGGCAUCACUAAUUUUGACAACUUCCUGUUCGCCAUGCUGACAGUGUUUCAGUGCAUCACCAUGGAGGGCUGGACAGACGUGCUCUACUGGAUGAACGAUGCAAUGGGCUUUGAGCUUCCAUGGGUGUACUUUGUCAGUCUUGUGAUCUUCGGCUCUUUUUUCGUUCUCAAUCUGGUUUUGGGUGUGUUGAGCGGAGAGUUUUCCAAAGAGCGAGAGAAGGCGAAAGCUCGGGGAGACUUCCAGAAGCUGCGUGAGAAGCAGCAGCUGGAGGAGGACUUGAAGGGUUACCUGGACUGGAUAACUCAGGCUGAAGACAUCGACCCUGACAACGAGGAUGAGGCUGACGAGGGCAAGCGCAACCGGGUGACUCUGGCUGACCUCACCGAGAAGAAGAAGGGAAGGUUUGGUUGGUUCAGCCAGUCGUCUGACACUCAUGCGAGUGUACCAGCCAGUGAAACCGAGUCUGUGAACACGGAGAACCAAAACGGGGAGGAUGAAAAGACGCCUUGCUGCGGACCUCUGUGUCAAAAGAUUUCCAAGUCAAAGUUCAGUCGGCGCUGGCGCCGCUGGAACAGGUUUUGUCGCAGGAAGUGCCGUUUGGCUGUUAAGUCGGUGCCUUUCUACUGGCUGGUCAUCAUUCUUGUGUUCCUUAACACACUCACCAUUUCCUCAGAACACUACAACCAGCCUUUGUGGCUGACCCAAGUGCAGGAUGUGGCCAACAAGGUGCUGCUGGCCCUGUUCACUUGUGAAAUGCUGGUGAAGAUGUACAGUCUGGGGCUUCAGGCUUACUUUGUGUCCCUGUUCAACCGCUUUGACUGCUUUGUGGUGUGUGGAGGAAUUACUGAAACCAUCCUGGUUGAGCUGGAAAUCAUGUCUCCCCUCGGGAUCUCUGUGUUCCGCUGUGUUCGUCUUUUAAGAAUCUUCAAGGUCACACGACACUGGCAGUCUCUCAGUAACUUGGUGGCAUCGCUGCUCAACUCCAUGAAGUCCAUCGCUUCCUUAUUGCUGCUUCUUUUCCUCUUCAUUAUUAUAUUUUCCCUGCUGGGGAUGCAGGUGUUUGGUGGAAAGUUCAACUUUGAUGAAACCCAGACAAAAAGGAGCACCUUUGACAACUUCCCACAGGCCCUCCUUACUGUGUUUCAGAUCCUGACUGGAGAAGAUUGGAACGCUGUCAUGUAUGACGGGAUCAUGGCAUACGGAGGGCCUUCCUCCACUGGCAUGAUCGUGUGCUUCUACUUCAUCAUCCUCUUCAUCUGUGGAAACUAUAUCUUACUGAAUGUCUUCUUGGCUAUCGCCGUGGACAACUUGGCAGAUGCAGAGUCUCUCAACACAGAUGAAGGAGACAAAAAAGGUGACAAAAAGGAUGAUGAGAAAGAUGAAAAGGAGGAUGAGGAGGAAUUUGAGGACAAUGCAGUGGAAGAAGAAGAUCCAGACGUCCCUUCUGGACCUCGGCCAGUCAUCUCUGACCUGGUGAAGAAGGAGAAGAUCACUCCUAUCCCAGAAGGAAGCGCCUUUUUUAUCUUCAGCAACACAAACCCGGUCCGCGUGUUCUGCCACAAACUCAUCAACCACCACAUAUUCACCAACCUCAUCCUGGUGUUCAUCAUGCUCAGCUCCGUUUCUCUCGCCGCAGAGGACCCCAUCCGAAACCUCUCAGCCAGAAACAUUAUUCUUGGUUACUUUGACUAUGCUUUCACCGCUAUCUUUACUGUUGAGAUCGUUUUGAAGGUCCUAGGCUAUGCAGAUUAUGUCUUCACUAGUAUGUUUACAUUUGAGAUCGUAUUAAAGAUGACGACAUACGGAGCUUUUCUCCAUAAAGGAGCGUUUUGCAGGAAUUACUUUAACCUGCUGGACUUGCUGGUGGUUGGAGUUUCUCUCGUCUCUUUUGGAAUUCAGUCCUCAGCUAUCUCUGUGGUGAAGAUUCUUCGUGUUCUUCGAGUUCUCCGUCCCUUGAGGGCCAUCAACAGGGCCAAAGGCCUGAAGCACGUUGUCCAGUGUGUUUUUGUGGCAAUCAGAACUAUUGGUAACAUCAUGAUCGUCACAACUCUGCUUCAGUUCAUGUUCGCCUGUAUAGGAGUGCAGCUCUUCAAGGGAAAAUUUUAUCGCUGCACAGAUGAAGCAAAGUCCAGCCAAGAAGUGUGCAAAGGCACCUACAUCGUCUACAAGGAUGGAGAUGUAAAUCAGCCAACUAUGCAGCGGCGGGUGUGGCACAACAGUGACUUCAACUUUGACAACGUCCUCAUGGCCAUGAUGGCCCUGUUCACGGUCUCCACCUUUGAAGGCUGGCCAGCAUUACUCUACAAAGCCAUCGACUCCAACAGAGAGAACUUUGGUCCCAUUUACAACUACCGUGUGGAAAUUUCCAUCUUCUUCAUCAUCUACAUUAUCAUCAUCGCUUUCUUCAUGAUGAACAUCUUCGUAGGUUUUGUGAUCGUCACAUUUCAGGAGCAAGGAGAAAAAGAGUACAAAAACUGUGAACUUGACAAGAACCAGCGACAGUGUGUGGAGUACGCUCUUAAGGCUCGUCCUCUGAGGAGGUACAUCCCUAAGAACCCAUACCAGUACAAGUUCUGGUAUGUGGUGAACUCCACAGGCUUUGAGUACAUCAUGUUUGUGCUCAUCAUGCUCAACACACUGUGUCUGGCAGUGCAGCACUACGGCCAGUCAGCACUUUUUAAUUACGUCAUGGAUAUUCUCAACAUGGUCUUCACUACUGUAUUUACUGUGGAAAUGUUUUUGAAACUCAUCGCUUUCAAACCCAGGCACUAUUUUGCUGAUGCUUGGAACACAUUUGAUGCCUUAAUUGUUGUUGGUAGCGUGGUGGAUAUUGCUAUCACUGAAGUUAAUCCAACAGAAACACCUCAGGUGGAUGAGAUGGGGAACACCGAGGACAGUGCUCGCAUCUCCAUCACUUUCUUCCGUCUCUUUCGGGUGAUGCGGUUGGUCAAACUCCUGAGCAGAGGGGAGGGCAUUCGUACCCUACUGUGGACUUUCAUCAAGUCCUUUCAGGCUCUGCCGUACGUUGCGCUCCUGAUAGCCAUGCUGUUCUUCAUCUACGCUGUCAUCGGCAUGCAGGUGUUUGGAAAGAUCGCCAUGGUGGAUGGGACACAGAUUAACAGAAAUAACAACUUCCAAACAUUUCCCCAAGCUGUACUCCUGCUAUUCAGGUGUGCCACUGGGGAGGCGUGGCAGGACAUCAUGCUGGCCUGCAUGCCUGGAAAGCUCUGUGACCCAGAGUCUGACUACAACAUUGGAGAGGAGAUGACCUGUGGCAGUGGAUUUGCAAUAGUCUACUUCAUUACCUUCUACAUGCUCUGUGCAUUCUUAAUCAUCAACUUGUUUGUAGCCGUCAUUAUGGACAACUUUGACUAUCUGACACGUGAUUGGUCCAUCCUCGGUCCUCACCACCUUGAUGAAUUCAAAAGAAUUUGGUCAGAAUACGAUCCGGAGGCAAAAGGCAGAAUCAAACAUCUGGAUGUUGUGACCCUUCUCCGUCGCAUCCAGCCUCCUCUUGGUUUUGGCAAACUGUGUCCUCACAGAGUGGCCUGCAAGAGGCUUGUAGCCAUGAACAUGCCUCUGAACAGCGAUGGCACCGUCAUGUUUAACGCCACUUUGUUUGCCCUGGUGCGCACUGCCCUGAAAAUCAAAACAGAAGGUAAUCUAGAGCAGGCCAAUGAAGAGCUGCGGGCCGUCAUCAAGAAGAUCUGGAAAAGAACCAGCAUGAAGCUGCUGGAUCAAGUGGUGCCCCCUGCUGGUGAUGAUGAGGUAACCGUGGGGAAGUUCUAUGCCACCUUCCUGAUACAGGACUACUUUAGGAAAUUCAAGAAACGUAAAGAGGAAGGCCUGGUGGGUGCUCACCCCUCCCAGAACAACACGGCCAUUGCCUUGCAGGCCGGCCUUCGCACGCUUCAUGAUAUUGGGCCUGAAAUUCGUCGAGCGAUAUCAUGUGAUCUGCAAGAUGACGAUCUAGUAGACUUUAUUCCAGAGGAAGACGAGGAAAUUUAUAGGCGCAAUGGGGGACUCUUCGGAAACCACCUCAUGAACGGAGGUCACCGCCGAUCCAACGGCCAUCAGACCAACGCCACUCAGCGCCCCCUGCAGGUGCAGCCUCCCCCCCACUAUGCUCACAUGGAGCAGCCGGUGGGGCGCCUGUCCCGGGCCAACGCAAUGUCCCAUCCCAACCACCGCCAUCACCACCACCACCAUCACCACCGACACCACAACUCCUACGGCAAAUCCCCCAAAUCCACCAACAUCAACCUGAACAAUGCUAACAUGUCCAGCCUUCCUAACGGAGGACACCAUCGCUACUACGAUCACGCACCCCCCAACGGAUACCUAGGUCUGCACAGGUCCUACUACGACUACAUCAAGCCAAGGACGCCCCAGGGUCAAAGAAGGCGCUACUAUGAGACCUAUGUUAGGUCCCACAGAGGGGACGGCCGGCACCCCACCAUCUGCAGGGAGGAAGAGUUUGAUGAAGACCGCUUUUCUGGCGAAUAUUACAGCGGGGAGGAGUUUUAUGAGCAUGAUAGUAUGCUGUCAGGGGACAGGUAUCAGAACAGCGACACAGAGUACGAGACUCCCAAAGGCUACCAUCACCCGGACAGUUACUAUGACGACGAUGAGCAGCCUCUGUACCACGACUCACGGCGGUCACCCAAGAGAAGGCUGCUUCCUGCCACACCUCAGGGUCACAGAAGGCCGUCCUUCAACUUUGAGUGUCUGCGCAGACAAAGUAGCAAGGAUGAGCUUCCACAUCAGCGUACAGCUUUACCACUGCACCUUAUGCAGCAUCAGGUCAUGGCUGUAGCAGGCCUUGACUCCAGCAGAGCCCACCGCCUCUCCCCGACCCGCUCCACCCGCUCGUGGGCCACACCCCCGGCCACUCCAGCCAGUAAAGACCAGUCACCAUAUUACACGCCCCUCAUCCGUGUGGACCGCCCUCAGAGGGACAGUGUUUCAGGCAGCCAAGUGUCUGUGCGCAAGAGUUCUUGGUACACGGAUGACCCAGAGUUUUCCCAGAGGGCGUAUUCACCUGUUCACCUGCAGGUGCCGCCUGAGUACCACAACCAGUACCACCAGAAGAGAGGCAGUGCAACCAGCCUGGUGGAGGCCGUUUUGAUAUCGGAGGGCCUUGGGAGAUACGCUAGAGAUCCCAAUUUUGUCGCCGCCACCAAGCAUGAGAUCGCUGAUGCGUGUGAGAUGACGAUAGACGAGAUGGAGAGUGCAGCCAGCCACCUACUGAACGGAGGGAUGGCCCCCGGCAUGAACGGGGUCAACGUGUUCCCCUUCCUAACUCAGAGAGACUACGAAGUGCAGGACGCCGGAGCCAACUACAGUGACGAGGAUCCGGAAACAGAACCUAGAGCUCCUUACGAGGAGGACCUGGCAGAUGAGAUGAUCUGCAUCACAACUUUAUAGCACUGGCUUGAUAAAUCUCCUGAUAAGAUUAGAAUCUUGAUAGAAUAGGUAUUGAUUUGAAAAAAUCAUUGUGAAAACUACAAAAAAAAAAAAUGAAAUGCAUCUGUCUGACCAAAAGAAGUGCCUUUACUGUGAAAGGAAAAGGCAUACUGAUGAGAGACAAAAGCAGCUGUAGUCCUGUUCUUCUAAUCGCUCAACACCUGCCAGGAAAGAAGGUCAAAGCAAAGCGACUGAGCACACACGGACUGAGUGGACCCUCCCUCCAACGUCUUGACCUGGAGGUGACACUCAGGUUCGGCUUGCAGCCAGUUGGAAGCGAGGACAUUUGGACUGACUGGACCAACGGGCGGGCGGGCGGGCGAGCGGCGGUGUGAGAGACUCUGAAGGGCGGGUGUCUUAGGGUGAUGACAAUCAGAUUAGUGAUGUCAUUACCUCCGUCACUUUAUUAGGAUUUGGCAUAUCAUGCAAGUUUUCAAUGCAAGCAUAUAGAGGCAUAUCUUUUCACGUAGUUGUUAGAGACAUGUAACGGCUUCGAAGUUAGAGCAAGGAGGCUAAAGCUAAGAGAAAAUGUGUGGAGUACCAGUAGAGCUGGACCAGAUUAUGCAGGAACUAACUGUCCCACUAACUGUAUAGAGUCGCAACAAAAGCAUUUGUCAGAAAUGCACUAGCAGACAGGUUAUCCUGACAUUUUAAAAUAGCCUGAUUAAUAUUUCUUAGCUGAUAGACUUUAAAUUGUAUUAUAUAAGAAGAAAAAACUUUGUAAAGAGAUAUUUUAUAUUUUGCAAUUGCGUAUUAUUUAAAAGGUCAGCAAUAUGAACCCUUGUGACUCCUGAGGUAGAGUUCAGAGAUAUUUAUUUGCCUUUAUUUUUUGUUGAUAUGCACACUUUCCUUUGCCUGCACAGGUUUGGCUUUUGUGACACAUUUGCACACACACAAAAAAAAACCCACACACACAAACAA